AGCAGUGCAGCCCCUGCUGCAGACAAGGUUGCCGUGGUCCAGGAUGGUGCUGCAGCUCGUGCUCCUUGCCGCCCUUGCCCUCUGCGGGCACUGCUCCAAACAGGAUCUUGAUGGGAUGCAACGGGUGGUCGGUGGGACAGAGGCACGCUCCCACGCCUGGCCCUCUCAGAUCUCCCUCCAGUAUUCCUCGAGUGGUGGCUGGUAUCACACCUGCGGAGGGACCCUCAUUCAGAGGAACUGGGUGAUGACAGCAGCCCACUGCGUGGAUCGUAAAUUGAACUUUCGUGUCGUGGCUGGCGAACACAACCUCAAUGCCAAUGAUGGCAGUGAGCAGAUCUUUGGUGUGAGCAAGAUCAUCAUCCAUCCCAAUUGGAACAGCAACAACCCUGCUGCGGGCUAUGACAUUGCCCUGCUCCGCCUGUCUGGCAAUGCCAACCUGAACAGCUACGUGAAGCUGGCAGCACUGCCCCGGGAGGGAACCAUCCUGCCCAACAACUAUGCCUGCUACAUUUCAGGCUGGGGUCUGACCCGCACCAACGGGCAGCUCUCCAGCACCCUGCUGCAGGCCUACCUGCCCGUGGUGGACUACCAGAUCUGUUCCAGCCCUUCCUACUGGGGCUCCACCGUCAAGAACACCAUGAUCUGUGCUGGCGGUGAUGGUGUACGCUCCGGCUGCCAGGGUGAUUCGGGUGGUCCCCUCCACUGUGCAGUGAACGGGCAGUACCAGGUCCAUGGUGUCACCAGCUUCGUGUCCAGUCAGGGCUGCAAUGUCAGGAACAAACCCACCGUCUUCACUCGUGUCUCUGCCUACAUCUCCUGGAUAUCCAAAGUGAUUGCACAGAACUGAGCAGUGGCAGGAGAAGUGUCCAGUCCCUGGCUUGGGCAGUAGACAUCAUCUUCUCUCUCAUUUUAAGUCACAGAGGUUCAAAACCCAGAGCUGGUGUCAAUAAACUCUGUGCUGCUCUCU
This is a messenger RNA of Calypte anna (Anna's hummingbird), 967 nucleotides long. RefSeq names its product chymotrypsin like elastase 1 (gene CELA1). Bases 44 to 847 code for a protein of 267 amino acids. Gene Ontology annotation, molecular function: serine-type endopeptidase activity. Gene Ontology annotation, biological process: proteolysis. The transcript is spliced from 8 exons. The record is from RefSeq and is a predicted model, not a curated record. Lineage: Eukaryota; Metazoa; Chordata; Aves; Apodiformes; Trochilidae.